AUGACCACUCAAGUCCGAACAUUUUGCCUCCCCCAACCUCUUGGUGAGAGGCUUGCAGAGACGCCAGUCUUGAUCAACAACACCCCGAGAACUGUUCCAAGACAGACCGAUUUCUUCAAUCCAAGGGAUACGUUCCGGCAGCAGUCGAGCUACAAGAAGUUUCCUAUGGCAACAGCAAACAGCAAACAGGAUGGCGGCAUCACAUUUGCCGCCCAAGACAAGUUGCCCAAGCUUCCUAUCCCGGAAUUGGAGAGUUCCCUCAAGAGGUACCUGAGAGCCUUGAAACCACUACAAUCACCACGAGAGCAUUCCGAUUCACGACAAGCCGUGGAAGAAUUCCUCCGAACUGAUGGUCCUGAGCUGCAAGAGAAGUUGAGGAACUAUGCCCAGGGUAAAAGCAGCUACAUUGAGCAAUUCUGUAAGUUUUUUUUUCCCGUCUGGCGCCAUACGGGAUCGUUCCAGACUAAUUUCAUGAAUAGGGUACGACUCAUAUCUCAAUUUUGACAAUCCCGUUGUGCUCAACUUGAACCCCUUCUUUCUACUGGAAGAUGACCCGACCCCAGCACGUAAUAACCAGGUUACCAGAGCCGCCUCGCUGGUGGUCUCUGCUCUCGAGUUUGUUCGCGCCGUUAGAAAGGAGGAACUUCAACCAGAUAAUAUCAAGGGAACGCCAUUAUGCAUGUACCAGUUUUCGCGACUGUUUGGCACCGCCCGGGUGCCUACGGAAGCAGGCUGUCAGAUCGAGCAGGAUCCUGACUCCAAGCAUAUUGUGGUUAUGUGUCAUGGUCAAUUCUACUGGUUUGAUGUUUUGGACGACAACUCGGACUCGAUCAUGACGGAGAAGGACAUAACCAUCAACCUGCAAACCAUCAUCGACGAUGCUAUCCAAAUUCCCAUCCAGGAAGCAGCAAAAGGGGCCCUUGGCGUUCUCAGCACCGAAAACCGAAAAGUUUGGUCUGGCCUUCGAGAUGUCCUCCACCAGGAGCCUGGAUCAAACAAUUCUGACUCGUUGAACAUCGUCGACUCAGCUCUCUUCAUUCUUUGUCUCGACUACACGGAACCUUCAAGUGUUGCCGACCUUUGCCAGAACAUGCUCUGCGGAAGCAGUCUAGUUGAGAAGGGUGUGCAGAUAGGGACUUGCACGAACCGUUGGUAUGACAAACUCCAAAUCAUUGUCUGCAAGAACGGUAGUGCGGGUAUCAAUUUUGAGCACACUGGUGUCGACGGCCACACCGUCUUGAGAUUUGCAACCGACGUGUACACAGACACCAUUCUCCGAUUUGCUCGCUCCAUCAACAACCAGGCGCCCAGCUUGUGGCUGUCAACCAGCCCGGAUCCUUCCAAGCGACACCCCGAUAGCUUCGGAGUUGUGAACACCACCCCGAGGAAACUGGAGUGGGAUUUGAUUCCCGAGCUUAGCAUCGCAGUCCGGUUCGCUGAGACAAGACUGGCAGAUCUCAUUGGCCAGAACGAGUUCCAGUGUCUUGACUUUGCUGCAUAUGGCAAGAACUUCAUCACGUCGAUGGGAUUUUCUCCUGAUGCGUUUGUGCAGAUGGCCUUCCAGGCGGCGUACUAUGGACUCUACGGUAGGGUAGAGUGCACUUAUGAACCUGCGAUGACUAAAGUGUUUUUACACGGGCGGACGGAAGCUAUCCGCUCUGUCUCGGAAGAAUCAGUAGACUUUGUACAGACAUUCUGGGGCGACAACCCUGCUGAGCAGAAGGUUGAGGCCCUGAAACGAGCUUGCCAGAAGCACGUCUCUAUGACAAGAGAAUGCGCCAAGGCCGAAGGAUGCGAUCGCCACUUGUAUGCGCUCUUUUGUGUUUGGCAAAAGUAUGUCAACAACGAAGAUAGCGACGACGCCAGCACCAACGGCUAUUCGAGCCCCACUGAUGGAUAUUCCGAACAAGGCUCCUUCUCGCCAGUUGGCAGCCCCGACCGGAACUCAACACACUCGGCAGAAGGGGUGGAGGUGAAGCCUACAAGGGACCGAGGGGACAGUACCGCCUCAAGGCUCAGAGAUGCCCAACCACUUCCAGCUAUUUUUACCGAUGCUGGCUGGGAUCGUCUCAACACAACUAUCCUGUCUACUUCCAACUGCGGCAACCCAUCACUUCGUCAUUUUGGAUUUGGUCCCACUUCUGGCGACGGCCUUGGAAUAGGCUAUAUCAUCAAGGAUGAUAGCUUUUCUAUCUGCGUGUCAAGUAAGCACCGCCAAACACGCCGCUUCCUCGAUACUUUGGAGAGCUACUUGCUCGAGAUUCGUCGCAUCUUGAGAAUAACCAACCGCAAGUUAUCAACGGGCAAAGCGAGCCGUGCUCGCGAAGUUGAAGACGUGAAGCCAAAGCCAGUCAGCCGACUCAAGUCGCGAGGAAGAUUGAUCACAUCCCACGAUGGCCUCAGGCCUUUGAGGGGCUUUGGAAGCACCGGUGGUGCCACUUCCCCGACCGAGGAGAGCAUCGCAUUGAGCGAAGAAGAUGACGAGCUAGGUGGAUGUAAGUGCCCGCAAUUUACCAUCUCUUUGUAUAGGCAGGAAUGUAUACUAACAGCACACUAG
Clonostachys solani is the source of this 2557-nucleotide messenger RNA. The record is from the annotation of a GenBank genome assembly. Lineage: Eukaryota; Fungi; Ascomycota; Sordariomycetes; Hypocreales; Bionectriaceae.